Messenger RNA from Drosophila montana, 5544 nucleotides. RefSeq names its product titin-like. The transcript has 6 exons. NCBI's taxonomy places the organism in Eukaryota, Metazoa, Arthropoda, Insecta, Diptera, Drosophilidae. Bases 1 to 5430 code for a protein of 1809 amino acids. The record is from RefSeq and is a predicted model, not a curated record.
AUGCCAGGAGUAACCGAAGACGGCAAGCCCAAGAAGAAGAAGAUACGCACACGUGUUAUCAAGAAGGUUAAGGGUGACAAACAAGAAGUCACCAAGAUUGAAACCAUCGAAGAGGAUGACAAGCAACCAGAGACAACUGUCACAGUGGAAGAGAUUCCUGUGGAAGAAGAACAGCCUGAACAAAUCCAGGAGCUUCCGGAAGAGGUUCGUGUGGUUGAAACAGUAACCGAAGACGGCAAGCCCAAGAAGAAGAAGAUACGCACACGUGUUAUCAAGAAGGUUAAGGGUGACAAACAAGAAGUCACGAAGAUUGAAACCAUCGAAGAGGAUGACAAGCAACCAGAGACAACUGUCACAGUGGAAGAGAUUCCUGUGGAAGAAGAACAGCCUGAACAAAUCCAGGAGCUUCCGGAAGAGGUUCAAGCCAAGAUUGAAACCAUCGAAGAAGAUGACAAGCAACCAGAGACAACUGUCACAGUGGAAGAGAUUCCUGUGGAAGAAGAACAGCCUGAACAAAUCCAGGAGCUUCCGGAAGAGGUUCGUGUGGUUGAAACAGUAACCGAAGACGGCAAGCCCACAAAGAAGAAGAUACGCACACGUGUUAUCAAGAAGGUUAAGGGUGACAAACAAGAAGUCACUAAGAUUGAAACCAUCGAAGAAGAUGACAAGCAACCAGAGACAACUGUCACAGUGGAAGAGAUUCCUGUAGAAGAAGAACAGCCUGAAGAAAUCCAGGAGCUUCCGGAAGAGGUUCGUGUGGUUGAAACAGUAACCGAAGACGGCAAGCCCAAGAAGAAGAAGAUACGCACACGUGUUAUCAAGAAGGUUAAGGGUGACAAACAAGAAGUCACCAAGAUUGAAACCAUCGAAGAGGAUGACAAGCAACCAGAGACAACCGUCACAGUGGAAGAGAUUCCUGUGGAAGAAGAACAACCUGAACAAAUCCAGGAGCCCGAAGAGAAGAAGAUACGCACACGUGUUAUCAAGAAGGUUAAGGGUGACAAACAAGAAGUCACUAAGAUUGAAACCAUCGAAGAAGAUGACAAGCAACCAGAGACAACUGUCACAGUUGAAGAGAUUCCUGUGGAAGAAGAACAGCCUGAAGAAAUCCAGGAGCUUCCAGAAGAGGUUCGUGUGGUUGAAACAGUAACCGAAGACGGCAAGCCCAAGAAGAAGAAGAUACGCACACGUGUUAUCAAGAAGGUUAAGGGUGACAAACAAGAAGUCACGAAGAUUGAAACCAUCGAAGAGGAUGACAAGCAACCCGAGACAACUGUCACAGUGGAAGAGAUUCCUGUGGAAGAAGAACAGCCUGAACAAAUCCAGGAGCUUCCGGAAGAGGUUCGUGUGGUUGAAACAGUAACCGAAGACGGCAAGCCCACAAAGAAGAAGAUACGCACACGUGUUAUCAAGAAGGAGCUUCCGGAAGAGGUUCGUGUGGUUGAAACAGUAACCGAAAACGGCAAGCCCACAAAGAAGAAGAUACGCACACGUGUUAUCAAGAAGGUUAAGGGUGACAUACAAGAAGUCACUAAGAUUGAAACCAUCGAAGAAGAUGACAAGCAACCAGAGACAACUGUCACAGUUGAAGAGAUUCCUGUAGAAGAAGAACAGCCUGAAGAAAUCCAGGAGCUUCCAGAAGAGGUUCGUGUGGUUGAAACAGUAACCGAAGACGGCAAGCCCAAGAAGAAGAAGAUACGCACACGUGUUAUCAAGAAGGUUAAGGGUGACAAACAAGAAGUCACGAAGAUUGAAACCAUCGAAGAGGAUGACAAGCAACCAGAGACAACUGUCACAGUGGAAGAGAUUCCUGUGGAUGAGGAACAGCCUGAACAAAUCCAGGAGCUUCCGGAAGAGGUGCGUGUGGUUGAAACAGUAACCGAAGACGGCAAGUCCACAAAGAAGAAGAUCCGCACACGUGUUAUCGAUAUCAAGAAGAUUAAGGGUGACAAACAAGAAGUCACCAAGAUUGAAACCAUCGAAGAGGAUGACAAGCAACCACAGACAACUGUCACAGUGGAAGAGAUUCCUGUGGAAGAAGAACAACCUGAACAAAUCCAGGAGCUUCCAGAAGAGGUGCGUGUGGUUGAAACAGUAACCGAAGACGGAAAGCCCAAGAAGAAGAAGAUACGCACACGUGUUAUCAAGAAGGUUAAGGGUGACAAACAAGAAGUCACCAAGAUUGAAACCAUCGAAGAGGAAGACAAACAACCACAGACAACUGUCACAGUGGAAGAGAUUCCUGUGGAAGAAGCACAGCCUGAACAACUCCAGGAGCUUCCGGAAGAGGUUCGUGUGGUUGAAACAGUAACCGAAGACGGCAAGCCCAAAAAGAAGAUACGACACAACAGCCUGAAAAAUCAGGAGCUUCCAGAGGAGGUUCGUGUGGUUGAAACAGUACCGAAGACGGCAAGCCCAGAAAAGAAGAUACGCACACGUGUUAUCAAGAAGGUUAAGGGUGACAAACAAGAAGUCACCAAGAUUGAAACCAUCGAAGAGGAUGACAAGCAACCACAGACAACUGUCACAGUGGAAGAGCUACCUGUGGAGGAAGAACAGCCUGAACAAAUCAGCGAGCUUCCAGAGGAGGUUCGUGUGGUUGAAACAGUUACCGAAGACGGCAAGCCCCAGAAAAAGAAGAUACGCACACGGGUUAUCAAGAAGGUUAAGGGUGACAAACAAGAAGUCACCAAGAUUGAAACCAUCGAAGAGGAUGACAAGCAACCACAGACAACCGUCACAGUGGAAGAGAUUCCUGUGGAAGAAGAACAGCCUGAACAAAUCCAGGAGCUUCCGGAAGUGGUUCGUGUAGUUGAAACAGUAACCGAAGACGGCAAGCCCAAAAAGAAGAAGAUACGCACACGUGUUAUCAAGAAGGUUAAGGGUGACAAACAAGAAGUCACCAAGAUUGAAACCAUCGAAGAGGAUGACAAGCAACCACAGACAACCGUCACAGUGGAAGAGAUUCCUGUGGAAGAAGAACAGCCUGAACAGAUCCAGGAGCUUCCAGAGGAGGUACGUGUUGUUGAAACAGUAACCGAAGGCGGAAAGCUCAUAAAGAAGAAGAUACGCACACGUGUCAUCAAGAAGGUUAAGGGUGAUAAACAAGAAGUCACCAAGAUUGAAACCGUUGAGGAGGACGACAAACAACCUGAAACAACUGUCACAGUGGAAGAGAUUCCUAUGGAAGAAGAACAGCCUGAACAAAUCCAGGAGCUUCCGGAAGAGGUUCGUGUAGUUGAAACAGUAACCGAAGACGGCAAACCUAAGAUGAAGAAGAUACGCACACGUGUUAUCAAGAAGGUUAAGGGUGACAAACAAGAAGUCACCAAGAUUGAAACCAUCGAAGAAGAUGACAAGCAACCACAGACAACUGUCACAGUGGAAGAGAUUCCUGUGGAUGAGGAACAGCCUGAAAAAAUCCAGGAGCUUCCGGAAGAGGUUCGUGUAGUCGAAUCUGUAACCGAAGACGGCAAACCUAAGAUGAAGAAGAUACGCACACGUGUUAUCAAGAAGGUUAAGGGUGACAAACAAGAAGUCAUUAAGAUUGAAACCAUCGAAGAAGAUGACAAGCAACCCCAGACAACUGUCACAGUGGAAGAGAUUCCCGUGGAAGAAGAACAGCCUGAAAAAAUCCAUGAGCUUCCAGAGGAGGUUCGUAUGGUUGAGACAGUAGCCGAAGACGGAAAGCCCAUAAGGAAGAAGAUACGCACACGGGUUAUCAAGAAGUUUAAGGGUGAUAAACAACAAGUCACCAAGAUUGAAACCAUCGAAGAGGAUGACAAGCAACCACAGACAACUGUCACAGUGGAAGAAAUUCCUGUGGAAGAAGAACAGCCUCACCAAAUCCAGGAGCUUCCGGAAGAGGUUCGUGUUGUUGAAACAGUAGCCGAAGACGGCAAGCCCCAAAAGAAGAAGAUACGCACACGUGUUAUCAAGAAGGUUAAGGGUGACAAACAAGAAGUCAUUAAGAUUGAAACCGUUGAGGAGGACAACAAACAACCUGAAACAACUGUCACAGUGGAAGAGAUUCCCUUGGACGAACAGCCUGAAGAAGUCAUGGAGCUUCCGGAGGAGAUUCGUGUUGUUGAAUCAUUCACCGAAGACGGCAAGCCCCAGAAGAAGAAGAUACGCACACGUGUCAUUAAGAAGGUUAAGGGCGAUAAACAGGAAAUCACCAAAAUUGAAACUGUUGAAGGAGAAGAUGAAAAGCCUGAGACAACAAUAACAAUUGAAGAAGCCAAUAUUAAAACUCCAUUUGGGAAAAAAAUUAGUUUAAAGAAAAGAGUUGUUGUUCAUAAGCCCGAUGAUGAUGUUACUGUUGUUGAGUUACCAGAAAGAAAGUCAGUAAUUCUUUCUGAAAAGAAUGAUGGUACUCCAAUCAAAACGGUUAUUAAAACUAAAAUUAUUAAAAAAGUGCAGGGGUCUAACAUGGAAAUUACCAAAGUUCAAACUGUCGAAGAAUAUGAAAAACCAAUUCAGACAAAGGUAACAGUUGAGAAUUACAAAGCUCCCUUUCCAGAUCUUCCGGAAGAAAAGUUCACAGAAGUUGUUGUUUUACCAGAUGAAAUCGUUAAAUCUGAAAUUGUUGACGCAGAUGGGUUACAAAAAGUUAUAAAAUCUAAAAAGCGGGUCAUAAAGAAACCUAAAGACGAAUUUAAGGAAGAAGUAACGGAAAUUGAUAUUACUGAACAAGAUUCAGGAGAGCCCAUUUAUAAAAUAACUGUCAAUGAACUUCCAUUUACGGAGCCUAUUGAAACUGACAAUAAGUCAGUUGAGUUACCAGAACAAGUAACUGAACUAGAAGUCAUUUCUCCCGAUGGAACAAAGAAGAAGAAAACUGUUAAGACAAGAGCAUUUAAAACAAAAAUUGAUGAUAAUCAUGAUGAAGUCACUACAGUUAAUACUGUUGAAGAGGAAAAUAUGGAACCAGUUACUACUGUGCAUGUUGAAAUUGUCCCAGUCGAUGAAACUUCUACGUUGCCCAUUCCUAUUGAGGAGUUGCCAGAAGAAACUGUUUUUACUGAAGAAAUUGCUGAUAAUAAGAAGCCAAGAAAAACGAAAACCAAAACUCGAACAUUCAAAAAACAAGGUCCUGACGAUGAAGAAUAUUACCAAAUACAAACUAUUGAAGAAGAAGGCAAAGAGCCUUAUUCACUUAUACGCGUUGUUAGUGAUGAAAACAUUGCCGACAUUAUUGAUAUUAGUAAGCUCGAUGAUGAGCAACUUCCUAAACACAAAAAACCAAAGCCACACAAACAGAGGGGUAAGAACACAAAUCACAACACUAUGCUUACACCACAUUUUACACGAGAGUUCCAAUUGAAGUAUACGCAAAAAACAUCUUAUAUAAGUUAUAUAUUAUUAAAGGGGAGGCGCCACCACUUUAAAACGCUUUCAUUUUUUUUUAUAUUUUAUUUUUUUAAUUGAUGCGCUGAAACUUAAGUAUUAAAUUAAACUAUUAUCUUUUUAAAAAUUUUUAACCUUAAGUAACAUAUCUGGACUGUUAAUAACAAAUUUUUCUAAUCAUUCCAUAUUAAUCAC